Molecule: messenger RNA, 821 nt
Organism: Neogale vison (American mink)
Lineage: Eukaryota; Metazoa; Chordata; Mammalia; Carnivora; Mustelidae
Gene: TMEM238
Product: transmembrane protein 238
Exons: 2
Coding region: 156-689 (177 amino acids)
Source: RefSeq, a predicted model, not a curated record
CCGGAGCACCCCCCGAAUCGGGCCCGUGUGCACCCCAGCCAGCUCAGGUGACCAGGAGGGCGCCGGGCACACCUGGCGCCGUCCCCUGACCCCGCCCCGGGCCGGGCCGCACCCCGGAAGGCUCUUUGGGGGAGCCAGCGCGGCGCAGCAGGGCCAUGGCAGCAGCGCCAGCGGUGGGCGUCCCGCAGGGGCCCCCGCCGGGGGCAGCGUCCCCGCCGGCCUGCGCGCCGGGGCCUGCGUCCGGCCUGGGCCGCUGCCGGAUGGCGCUGCUACUGGCGGUGGCGCUGGACGUGGCGGGCAUGGCGGCGCUGCUGACCGGCGUGUUCGCGCAGCUGCAGGUGCGCGGCCGCGACUUCGGCGACCUGCUCAUCUACUCGGGCGCGCUGCUCGUCUUCCUGAGCCUGCUCGGCUGGAUCCUCUGGUACACUGGCAACAUCGAGAUCUCGCGCCAGGAACUCGAGCGCGACUACGGCCUGCGGCCCUCAGCGCUUGCCCGCCUGGCGCGCAAGCUCUCCCGCCGCUGGUCUGCGCCGGCCUCCUCCUCCGGCCCGCGCGCCGCGCCCGGCUCUCUGGGGACGCGCCGUGCCGCCCGCGCGCCCCCGCCGCCCGCCGCCGGCUCCCGCCGCGUGCGCCUGCAGCUCGCUACGCUCGAGGCCGGGCCGGGGGCGGCGGGUGCGGGCACCGAGUGAGCCCGAGACAGCCCCACAGCCCCACCUGUGAGGACAGGACUGCGUGUGCAGCUGCACCCACCGCCAUCUGGGCCACCAGGAUGCCUGCUUGUCUGCCCCUAUCCUCUCUCGGAUAAAUGGCUCUGCCUCCUA